AUGUCGAACGACCUUACGCCAGUAAGCAAUGACAGCAGGGGCAUUCAUCAUGGUAUCGAGGAGGCGGUCCAUAUGAUGUGGGACAACCGGUACGUGGAGGCGGAGGAGCAACUUGCUCCCUACAAAGAGGUGCAUCCACGCUACGCACUGGAGUUUGCCAACAAAUAUCUUGUGGAGACACUGAUGAACUCCACCAAUGAGAGCAGGGAGAAACUCAUGGAAUUAUUCAAAGUGGCCGAUUCACGUGCCUCAGCUGCCAAAUAUGGCGAACCUAUGUUUUGCCUGGGUGAUGAAAAUGACGAUGAGGAAGAGUCCAAUGCGAUCCUGAAAGGGCCUGGUCGGUCUGAUCGUAAGAAAGAAAAGAAGGCUUUCAACGGCCGUCGCCGAGCCGCUCAAAAGGCUGGGGAAUUUUUUGACGACACGUGGAAGCUAGAGUGUGAUGUCAUCUACGCGGAUGCUUUGCUGAUGCGCUCCGUAGGCCAGCUCAUGAUGAACUCCUAUUUGAAGGGUGGUAUCAACCUCCGCAGGACGUGGGGCAUAUACCAUAAACUAAUACAAACUGUGGAGGCCGACAAGGAUAAUCGGAUCCCCAAAGAACUGAAGAUGUGCAUAAAAUACGGCACAGGAACAUUCUAUGCAUUUCUUGCCCUUGUACCUGCCAACUUGAUGAAGCUNCUUAACGUUAUUGGCUUCAUAUCGGACAAGGAGCUUGGUGAGGAAUACCUUACCGAGGUUUUUGAGAGCAAUGGGAUUCGCUCUCCUUUUGCAGCCCUCGUAUUGUGCACACUUUAUCUUUUUCUUCCUACAGGCAUUGGGCGUGUGGAGGAAACACUUCAAAAGGCGAAGCACGUUCUGGACACAAUGAACAAACGGUACGAGCAUAACACGUAUUUCUAUGGUUAUUCCAAUUUUUACCACCGAAAAAAGGGCGAAACAGUUGAAGCUUUGCAGGCCAUUGAAAGAGCCGCUGCAAAUGCUGAGAGGGCUGGACUUGUGCCUCUACUUAUCCGCUAUCUACAUGCCGAUACGCUCUUUAUGGACCUCCGCUUUGCUGAGGCAAAAGAAAAAUAUGCGGCACUUCUAAGCCACCUCUCUGCGACGAAGGAGACCUUCGCAUACACGGGUCAGGUGGUGCUGUCACUCGCAGCCUGUUAUGUGAUGCUUGGUGAUGAUGCAAAGGCGAUGGAGUGGUUACGAAAAGUAGGCUCAAUGUAUAACUCCAGAUCCAAGAAUGAUGCCAACUCUCCAAAGUUUGCGGCGCGUGUCAUCGCAAACCAACGGCUAUUACCACUUUGUGGUGUGUAUAUGCUGUAUAUCAAUCGUGACCUUGCGCAUAUGAAGGUUGAACAGGCAGAGCGCGUUCUGAACGAAUUGCACCGGGUAACUGAGGGACGCGAUUUGAGUGGACCUGAAGCUGAAAACAUGUAUACUCUGUUUGUGGGGGUCAUACAGAAGGGCUGCGAUCGCACCGAGGAGGCGCUUAAGUGCAUGGAGAAGAUAUUUGCUAAUGAGAAGCGUAUACCAAGCGAUUCUAUGAUUUUGCCAUACACCUAUUAUGAAACCGGUGAGCUCGAAUACCGACGUGGCAAACUAGAAAGAGCAAAGGAACUCUUCACAAAGGGUCAGUCUAUUAAAGGAGACGGAAAUGAAACACUGGCCAACCGAUACAACAUUGCGUUGAAACAACUAAAACGCGCAAUGGAGGGAAAAAAGUAA
Trypanosoma grayi is the source of this 1716-nucleotide messenger RNA. Its product is annotated as tetratricopeptide repeat domain 39B. Bases 1 to 1716 code for a protein of 571 amino acids. The transcript has a single exon. Gene Ontology annotation, molecular function: protein binding. NCBI's taxonomy places the organism in Eukaryota, Euglenozoa, Kinetoplastea, Trypanosomatida, Trypanosomatidae. The record is from RefSeq and is a predicted model, not a curated record.